Molecule: messenger RNA, 1005 nt
Organism: Entrophospora candida
Lineage: Eukaryota; Fungi; Glomeromycota; Glomeromycetes; Entrophosporales; Entrophosporaceae
Source: the annotation of a GenBank genome assembly
AUGUUUGAACUUGGCCAAAAAUUUGGAAUUGCAGAACUUACUGUUUGCAAUAUUUUAAAAGAUAAAGAUAAAUGGUUAUCUAUCAACCCUAAUGAUACCAACAGACAAAAAGAUAAAGCUGCAAAAUAUCCUGAUCUUGAAAGUGCAUUGAUGAUAUGGUUCAAUCAAGCAAUUUCAGAUAAAAGAGUAAUUACAGGUGAUAUAAUCCUCACUAAAGCUAAAAGAUUUGCCGAAUUACUAGAUAUCAAUGAUUUUAAAGGUUCAGAUGGUUGGGUGUCGAAUUUUAAGAAAAGAAAUAACAUAAAGCAUAAAUUAUACUCUGAUCUUAGUAUUGAUUCGAUUAGAAGAAGAAAAAAAAGAGGAGAAGAUCGUAUGCUAAGUACUAAUAGUAGUAAUAGUAAUAGUGCUAAUGAAGAUUUAAGGUUACGAGAAUGUUUUUCAGAUGAUAAUGGGAGGACUUCAUCUAGAUAUAGAGAUAAUUGUUUAAAGUUGAAUAAAUUAAGCCAUUUGGAAGGUGAUAAUUGGAGAAUUAAAGAAAAAAACGGUGUGUUCUACUUUGUAGAAGAAAUGGCUGAAAUUUUUUCACAUGAAAAACCUUGUAAAAAAAUAUUACAUGAUUUCCUAAGAGUCUGCCUUGAUUUAAAUUCUUUGGAGUUGACCCUUGAUGAUGAUUCAAGCAAUGAUGGUGUUGUAUUGUUGUUUAAAGAUUUCAAAGAAAAUUGUAAUUGUCCAUCAUUUAUUAUAUGUUUAGCCGGUCCAUGGAUGUGUAUAGCUUCAGCCAUUUUUUUAGAUCGGAUAAUUAUAGAUCCAUUGACUGAUUUUAUUCCACUACAACCAGCAUUUGAUAAUUAUGGUCUUGAUCGAAUUUCUAGGUUAUUUUUUGCAUUGAAAUCUGCAAUUAUUGAUUUAAAGGAAUUCUAUAGAAAGAUAGAGGCACAGAAAGUUUUUCAUGGACACCAAAAUUUUUUUCCAUAUGUAAAUACAUUUGUUCAAGAUGGAAGGGAG